Messenger RNA from Carcharodon carcharias (great white shark), 1613 nucleotides. RefSeq lists its product as uncharacterized. Bases 75 to 1568 code for a protein of 497 amino acids. The transcript has 13 exons. Lineage: Eukaryota; Metazoa; Chordata; Chondrichthyes; Lamniformes; Lamnidae. The record is from RefSeq and is a predicted model, not a curated record.
UACAGAAGUCUUACAUUGGGUUCACAUACAGUGUCCAGGAACCUGCAACUCACAGAGGAGGAAUCCAGUGGAAGAUGCCUCUCAAAAUAAGCUCCUUUCCCAGGCUGAUGAAGUGUCAAUAUCUUAUUUUAUAUUUCUUCUGCUUCCACACUGGAAAAGUGAUCGUUGGAGGUGAAUUUAUAUUUUGUGGAUACCUACAAGGCAACAUUAAUACGUCUCAUCACGAUAUUGACCCUGGGCCCUGUUCUCUGAAAGUGUCCAUAAACCCAGCUGGCUUAGAAAUAAAAGCUCAUCUCAUUGAGAACGGUCUCUCAAUCUGUACAGAAGAUGUUGCAGCAACUAGAUCCAAUGCUUUGUCAGAAAUCUGCAUCACUUGGAAAGAACGCGUUGACCAACUGUUCAUAACCCGUGGCGAUGUUGUUAAAUCCUAUUCAACUGCCAUGGCCACUGGAGCGAAAUGUUGUCAAAAUUUCAUUCUUACUAACAGCAUUUCAAGUAAUGAUUCAUCGCUGCUGAAUGAUAUCAUUUACAUCAAUGGAACAGACUUCAGUCCUGUUCACAUCAAAAAUGCUUCUUAUUUACAAUUUACAGGAUCUGAAGGAGCAUGUGAAUCACUAUUUUCUGACUGUACAAAUCAGAAAGAGAAACUGACUCAACUCGCAGGGAAAGGGCCAUUGAAACAAAAUGAUGCUCGUUAUGCAAUUCUACUGACCGACAGAAUCCUGGAGGAAUGCAAUGAGAGCAUUUCAGUCGGCCUGGAGUCUGAGCUAAGUAAGGUAAUGAUGGAAACGGACUUUUCCAAGGACUGUGAAACCUUUGUAACUCCAAAUGUCAAGGCGGCCGUGAUCAAAGUUGGUUUCCAAAGCAAUACAGAAUUUGCUGUUACUGCCAAUUUCUCUUGGAUGGGUCCUGAUGGUCAGAUGAUGUUUGCUGCUGUUCAGUUUCAAUUGGAAUAUAGGCUCAGCCCAUCUCUUCUUCCGAGAGCCGUUCUCACUCAAUUCAAGCAGAAAACCUCACUCCAGGGUCAGGAGAGGAAUCCUGUUUCACCCAGUGUUACAGUUCGAGUCGGGAGACCGAGUAUUGAUGAUCUCUCAACCCCUCUAACAGCUACAUUUCAAGGUUUCACAUGGCAGACAAAUUCUACAUCGUGCGGCUCCAGCGCUCUUGGUGAAGACAACAUCGAUCUGAAUGGAUGUAACACAAAUAACAAUAGAGUCAACACCAUCACCUGCAGUUGUGACCGUUUGGGUUUCUUCUUUGCUGUAACACUGGAAUCGACGGACAUUUUUGCCUUUGUCCCAAGUGGUGAUCCAUUUAAAAUUACAACACAGAGUAAUCAUUCCAGUAAUGCCAAUGUCACUCCGCCAGUGACAGGCAGCCCUUGUGAAACAUCCCUGGAAUCAACAACCAGCAUGCCCUCUUCAACAGAUCUGAAUGAGAGUUGUGAUCAUUUGUUGGCCUGGUUAAAUGAUAAUGAAUUUGAACAAUGCUUGGAUGCAGCUAGAAUAGUGAAUGAACUCAUACAGAGAUGUGACGAUCAAAUUCCUAAUAGCCUGCUGCUGUGCUAGGCUCCCAGUCUUGAGGAGAUACCUGGCUUCCCUCUAACAUUAUAC